Messenger RNA from Ilex paraguariensis (yerba mate), 213 nucleotides. The record is from the annotation of a GenBank genome assembly. Lineage: Eukaryota; Viridiplantae; Streptophyta; Magnoliopsida; Aquifoliales; Aquifoliaceae.
AUGUUGAAGACAAGGAUGUUUGCUUGGGACUCGGCUGACUUGUGUGUCGUCGAUGGGCCGAUCGUUGGGGCACGUGACUACCUGGUGGCAAACAAGUUUGCAAUAACACAUUGCAUUGAUCCAUGUCCUUUGUUUGAGAAAAUGAUGGAGGUUUUCAAUAACGUGUCGUCGGAAGAGCUGAUUAAAAGUGUAGGCUCCUAUUCGGGUGGGUGA